AUGGUCGACUUCGCCUCCCGCACCGUCGUGCUCGCCCUGCGCAUCGUCCAGUUCAUCUUCGCAAUCAUCGUCCUCGGCCUGGAAGCCUACGUCGCCCACUGGUGGAACAACUGGCACCACGUCUCCUCGCCCUCGCAAAUCAACUUCCUCAUUUUCUGCUCCAUCUGGACGCUCCUCGCGCUUGCCUACCUCAUCGUCGUCCCCUGGCGCUUCGCCGACACCGUCGCGGCGCACAAGUUCGCGAUUCUCGGUGCAGAGGCGCUGACAAUGCUGUUCUGGUUCGCGGGGUUCGUGGCGCUGGCGGUGUUCUUGAGUGGGCGGGUGUGUUUUGGGCAGGUGUGUAAUUGCGCAAAGGCUGGGGCGGCGUUUGGGGCUUUUGAGUGGUUGCUGUUUGCGAUCACGACGGCGAUGGCGGUGAUGCAUGUGCUACGCACGAGGGACCGACCGGCGCAUAACAACAAGGCGGAUCCGAAUGUGAAUGUUGCGGAGGGAGUAUGA
Messenger RNA from Saxophila tyrrhenica, 498 nucleotides. RefSeq lists its product as uncharacterized. The transcript has 3 exons. Lineage: Eukaryota; Fungi; Ascomycota; Dothideomycetes; Mycosphaerellales; Extremaceae. The record is from RefSeq and is a predicted model, not a curated record. Gene Ontology annotation, cellular component: membrane. The coding region runs from base 1 to 498 and encodes 165 amino acids.